CGUCCCCCAACUGACCACCACUCAACUCGACUGGUGGAAUAGACGACGACGGAGCUUUACUAUGAACCUUUAGAUUACUUUCUUUCUAUCCUGUACAACUUUUGUUUUCUUCCGUUCUCUUCGUCCUCUUUCCCCAUCCGUUGAACCUUCCCGGUUAAUCCUCCCCAUUCGAAGCCGACACCGCGCCCAUUUCCCGUCAACAUACAAACCAGCAUUCUGUCGCAAAUCCACGUCACAACCUUCGGUCGGCCUCUAUGAGCUCUGCGAGCCGUCUUUCAUAGAGUUACAACUAUGGAGGUUGCUAAUGCGGAAGUGUCAAAUGGCGUCCCUGCGCCAGCGCAAACACCUUUGGUUGAUUCAAAUGCGGUGAUCGAGUACCUGAGCGAAGUGCUGCGGGUGACUUUGGGGGCUCUGAGAAGUGAGCUUGAAAGCACCGGCAGUUUACUCUCCCCAGCAAGAUACAACGAGACCGUGCAGCGGUGUACGCGAUUUGCGUCGGAGUCGCAAGUUGCCCUCUAUGUACAGAAGGAUGUUGUGGCCUCUGAAGAAGCAAAUGGAACGGAGACAGGUGAAGACCUGUCGUCCAAAUACGUCUACAACCUUUCCGCCGAGAUCUCGUCCUCCUCGACCACGGUCGCUACGGUAGUUUUCAUUAAACGGCCCACCGCCAUUGACCCAUCACUCCCCAUACCAUCGCAGAUCCAAGUCGUGAACUUCCCUGGUCCAGCGUCGCUCAGCAAUGCCCAAUCCCAGCAAGGAGCGUCUCAGUCGCCCUAUGAAAUUCUACACUUAAUGGUGCACCACGGACUGAAUGCCUACUUCGAAGCCAACACUCGGAGCCAAGAAGCAGCUGGUGGCGCAAAGCCCAGGACAGAUACAGAGGCAAAGACCGGCGUGUCUAGUACGAAGAAGAAAUUCGCGGAACUGGAACUUGGACUUCGGCAUUUGCUGCAAAAUGUUGAAAUCCCGGCGUUGAACCUGCCACUGCAUGAGGUGGUCCAGGCUGCCCUGGUCGAUGCAGAAAAGCGCGGCGUCAAGCCUUCGGUUGAACUGAUCGACCCUGCCAUCUUGGAGAACAGUACGUUUGUCAAUAGCAUCCAGAACACCGUGAAUGCCUGGAUCCGCUCCAUCCAGACGAUUACCAAGAUGUCCCGCGAUGCCGAGAGCGACUCGGCCGCCCAAGAGAUCAACUUCUGGCUAUCCAUGGAAACCGCACUUGAAGGAAUCGAGAACCAGUUGCGGGGUGACGGAGUUCAGCUAACGAUGGAUAUCCUCCGACAUGCGAAGCGUUAUCAGGCCACUCUUAGUUUCGUAGCCGACACAGGUCUUCGCGAAGCAACUGAUCUUGUGCAGAAGUACAACCAGCUCAUGCGGGAUUUCCCGCUCGACGAACUUCUCUCGGCGACUACCCUGCAGAAGGUGCAAGAGUCUCUUAACUUGAUCUUCAACCAUCUCAACAAAAAGUUGAAGAUCUGUCCCUACCCGAUCAAGCGUGCUCUUGCUCUUGUGGAAGCCAUCUCUGGGGACCUAGACAACCAGAUUCACUCCUUGCUCCAGGGCCGGACCAUUUUGCACUUGGACUACCGUGAGUUCCGUUCUCUUAUGAAGACUGCUGGUGCGAUUUGGCGGACUUGGGACGAAAACCUGAAGGAGUUCACCAAUGUCGCUCGAGAGUCUACUAGACGCCGGAACGAGAAGUUCAUCCCCAUCAAGAUCGCCGCGCGCCAUGAGAAGACGCAGGAAAGAUUGAAAUAUAUCAACACAUUCCGGGUCAACCAUGAGCAGUUGCAGCGAACGAUCGUCAACGUCCUUGGUCCGAAGACUUCGUCUGCGGGAGAUACGGCUGCCGGAGCUGGUUCUGACGGGGCCGUUAUCGUUGAGGAAAUUGGCGACGUCGACGCAGUUGAAGAGGUGGCGCAAGCUUACGCCGCUCUGCGGAACGUGGAUGUGCUCGAUGUUUCUCCCGAAGGAACUCAGCAGUGGAUCAAGGAGGAGAUCGCGUACAAUGAACGUACCUCCCGCGUUGAGAACUCAAUCAUUGCCCGUCUGCGUGAUCGUCUUGCUACCGCAAAGAACGCAAACGAGAUGUUCCGCGUCUUCUCAAAGUUCAACGCUCUUCUCGUCCGCCCAAAGAUUCGCGGUGCAAUCGGCGAGUACCAAACUCAGCUCAUCGAGAAUGUCAAGCAGGACAUUUCUUCGCUGCAUGAGCGGUUCAAGCAACAGUAUGGCCACUCUGAAGCACAUGCUAUGGCGCAAUUGCGAGAUCUGCCCCCCGUGUCAGGCGCCAUCGUCUGGGCACGCCAGAUUGAGCAUCAGUUGGAUGGCUAUAUGGGCAAGGUAGCAAACGUGCUUGGAGAGGACUGGGCCUUGCAUUCCGAAGGUCAGAAGCUUCUGGCCGAGAGCAAUUUGUUCCGGAAGAAGUUGGAUACUCGACCAGUCUUUGAAUCGUGGCUGCAUGACGUGCAGAGACGGCAUAUCACGAUCUCGGGACGUCUUUUCAACAUCAUUCGUAACCGAGCCGCAGGAAACACGUUUGAGCUGACCGUCAAUUUCGACGCGCAGAUUAUUGCUCUUUUCAAGGAGGUCAGAAACCUCAUCUGGCUCAACUUCCAGGUACCUCAUGCGGUGAGCAACAUCUCGAAGGAAGCCAAGCGCGUGUAUCCGUACGCCAUUAGUUUGAUGGAGAGCGUCAGAACCUUGCUCCAGACCAAUCGCUCUAUUGCGGCCAUGACUGAAGUUGCGAUUCUUCUGAACGGCUACGUCAAUGACACCCAAAGUAUGAUCAUAAAGGGUGUUCCCCUCCGUUGGGAAUCGUUUGUGCAUUCCUACGAACUUCAUGUCAAGCAGUCAGCAUUGGCUAAUGGAGCCAUUGACGCGGCCAUCCCAACCAGGGGCGAGAGCAAGCAUGUUCAAUUCGUUCGGGAGUUCGCUGGGUCGGCAUCUGUACUCCAGUCGAAGACAGCUGUUUUGGCUUCGAUAAACGAAAGCAUCCAGAAGGCAACCCAUGAACUCAAGACUUGCCCUUACGAAGCGGCUGCAUUUAGGCAGCGCCUGGACGCCAUCCAAGUUGCCGUUGAUAAGCUGAACCUCGAGAACUAUGUUAACCUUGGUUAUUGGGUGGCCAACUUGAACCAGAAGAUCGAAGGCAUCUUGCGCGAACGUCUUCAUCGUGCUAUUCGCGAGUGGAUCAACUCCUUCCAGGAAGCAGCCCACGGCUCGCAGAGCCUUCAAACGUCCAGCGGAGUGCAGACAGGUGAAGGAGAGACGCUCUCGUACAACAUCGAAUUCCCAGAGCUCACCCACGAGAUCUCCAUGCGCAACCAGUUCCUCCAUCUCGACCCACCGCUCCAAUAUGCUCGCGCGAGUUGGUUCGCGCACUUUGAUAACUGGCUUGGUGUGAUCUGCAACCUCGAGAAGAUCAAAUCAUCUCGUUAUCAAAUCUCGAUUGACGUACAGAAGGUCCAGUUGUCUGAAGCAUGCUUCGCCACUCUCCCACAGCACUGUACCAACGAGUUGGGUCAAGUCUACAAUGCAGUCGAAUCGAGGUUGAGUGAAGUAUCUGCAUAUGUUGACAAGUGGCUGCAGUUCCAGUCCCUUUGGGACUUGCAGUCCGAACAAGUCUAUGACAUUCUGGGUGACGAUCUGUCUCAGUGGCUCCAGCUACUUCAGGAGAUUCGCAAGAGCCGUGCUACGUUCGACACAUCGGAAGUGAGCAAGUCGUUCGGGAAUAUCAAGAUCGAUUACGAGCAGGUUCAGACACGGGUUAAUGCAAAGUAUGACCAGUGGCAGCAUGAGAUCUUGCUGAGAUUCGGCUCCAAGCUCGGUGGCCGGAUGAGAGAGGUUCAUUCUGAAAUCGCCGCUGCCCGACGCGAUCUUGAAGGCCAGACCCUGGAGGCUGCCUCCACGGCCCAUGCGGUUUCAUUCAUCACGAUUGUUCAGCAAUGCAAGCGCAAGGCAAAGGUCUGGGAACCGGAGGUUGACCUUUUCCGGCAAGGCCAGGCCACACUCGCACGCCAACGCUAUCAGUUCCCUAGUGAUUGGCUUCACGUCGAAAACGUCGAUGGUGAAUGGGCCGCGCUGAACGAAUUGCUUGCACGAAAGAGCAAGAUCGUCCAGGACCAGACAGAAGGAUUGCGCGCAAAGAUCUCGGCAGAGGACAAGGUUAUUAGCGACAAGAUCACAGAAGUUAUCAGCCAGUGGAACGAGGAAAAGCCCGUGUCUGGUACCAUCCCCCCCGAAGAAGCAUCUCGUACUUUGAGCAUGUUCCAGUCUCGACUCGAAUCUCUCCAAUCCGAAUAUGAAAUGGUCUCGAAGGCGAAAGAGGCUCUUGAUCUCCCGGCCGGCGUUGAAUCUUCUCUGCCUGCGAUCCUGGAAGAGGUCCAGGAUUUCAUGUCUGUCUGGGCCGCUCUAUCGACUAUCUGGAAGAGCCUUAAUGACCUUAGGGACAUGCUUUGGACAAGCGUGCAACCGAGAAAGCUUCGUCAAUCUAUCGAUGGCUUGAUCAAGAUGACCAAGGAAAUGCCUAGUCGGAUGCGCCAAUACGCGGCCUUCGAACACAUUCAGAAUGUCCUGCGUCAGCUACUGAAGGUCAACCCCUUACUCUCUGACAUGAAGUCUGAGGCUGUCCGUGAGAGACACUGGCAAAAGAUCUACAAGGCCCUGAAGCCUGGCAAGCGAUUCUCUCUCGUGUCGCUGACUCUCGGUGAUGUGUGGGACCUCCAGCUCACUGCGAGCGAGGUUAUUAUACGCGAUAUCAUCGCACAGGCGCAGGGUGAAAUGGCACUGGAGGAGUUCUUGAAAUCCGUGCGUGAGACAUGGCAGAACUAUUCACUGGACCUUAUCAACUACCAGAACAAGUGCCGACUCAUUCGCGGGUUCGACGAUUUGUUCGCCAAGUGCAGUGAGAACCUGAACUCCCUUCAGGCGAUGAAGCAUUCUCCAUACUACAAAGAGUUCGAGGAAGAAGCUACAUCCUGGGAAGACAAGUUGAACAGAGUGCACGUUCUUUUCGAUGUCUGGAUCGAUGUUCAGAGACAGUGGGUCUAUCUUGAAGGUGUCUUCACUGGUAACGCGGACAUCAAGCACCUUCUUCCCCUUGAGUCCAGUCGCUUCCAAAACAUCAACUCCGAAUUCUUCGCUGUAAUGAAGAAGGUGUAUAAGUCUCCCUUUGUACUGGAUGUACUGGCUAUCAAUGGUGUACAGAAAUCCUUGGAAAGAUUGGCCGAGCUGCUGAACAAGAUCCAGAAGGCGCUGGGUGAGUAUCUUGAGCGUGAGCGUGUAUCUUUCCCUCGCUUCUACUUUGUUGGUGAUGAGGAUCUUCUGGAAAUCAUCGGUAACUCCAACGACAUCGUCCGGGUGGCGAAGCACUUCAAGAAGAUGUUCGCUGGUCUGUCCGGUGUUCUCAUGGAUGACGACAACAACAUCGUUGGCUUUACUUCGAAGGAAGGCGAAGAGGUCCGCUUGAAGAAGGAAGUCAAUCUCGUCAAAACGCCCAGAAUUAACGACUGGCUUACUGCUAUUGAGACCAACAUGAAGUUGACGCUGGCCGAGCUUCUUGCUGAAGCCGUGGAGCAGUUUGAGCCGCUUUACAACGCCUCAGAAGUUGACCAGACUGCUUUCAACGACUUCCUCGCCAACUACCCGGCGCAAAUCGUUGUUCUUGCCAGUCAGGUUGUUUGGACCAGCGCUGUCCAGAGAAGCCUAGAGAACGGUGGCAGCACUCUUCAAUCUUUGUUCGACGCCCAGGUUCGGAUUCUGGAGCUGCUCGCUGCCACUGUCCUUGGUGAACUGGAUGCAAUCAGUCGAAAGAAGUGUGAGCACAUGAUCACCGAGUUCGUUCACCAGCGCGAUGUUAUUUCCAAACUUGUCACUGCGAACGCUACCACACCCAUGCACUACCUCUGGCUCCUUCAGAUGCGUUAUGUUUACCAACCCGAAGGGGACUUCCUUCAGAGACUGUACGUUCAUAUGGCGAAUGCGAAGUUGAACUAUGGCUUUGAAUACCUGGGAGUCCCGGAACGUCUUGUCCGCACGCCUCUCACGGAUCGCUGUUUCUUGACACUUACCCAAGCUCUGUGCCAGAGACUUGGUGGUUCGCCUUAUGGACCGGCUGGUACUGGUAAGACCGAGUCUGUUAAAGCGCUCGGUCUUCAAUUGGGACGCUUCACUCUUGUCUUCUGUUGUGACGACACCUUCGAUUUCCAGGCCAUGGGCCGAAUCUUCCUUGGUAUCUGCCAAGUUGGUGCCUGGGGUUGUUUCGAUGAGUUCAACCGUCUCGAGGAGAGAAUCCUCUCUGCUGUUUCCCAACAAAUCCAAAAUAUCCAAAUUGGUCUCAAGAACGGUGAGACUGAUGAAAAGGCUCAGAUUGAACUGGUUGGCAGACGGUUGUCCGUGAACCCCAACACUGGUAUUUUCAUUACUAUGAACCCUGGAUAUGCUGGACGGUCCAACCUCCCCGACAACUUGAAGAAACUGUUCAGGAGCGUUGCAAUGUCUAAGCCCGACAAGGAGUUGAUCACCGAAGUCAUGCUCUUUUCUCAAGGUUUCAAGCAAGCCAAGCACUUGUCGAAGCAGACCGUGCCCUUCUUCGACCACUGCUCUACACAACUGUCGAAACAGGCACACUACGACUUUGGUCUUCGUGCUUUGAAAAGUGUUCUCGUGAGCUCCGGAGGACUCAAGCGUACUAGAAUUGCCAGUUCCGAGGAGGACCUGGGACCUGAUGAAGUCAUCGAGCCCCAGAUCAUCGUUCAGAGUCUUCGGGAGACCAUUGCUCCUAAGCUGGUUCGGGAAGAUGUGGACAGGAUGCUGGAGAUUCAGAAGCAAGACUUCGCCGGUGUGGAGUACGUGCCAGCCAACUACGAGAGACUUACGGCGGCAAUCCGCGACAUCGCCAAGGAACAGCAUUUUGUCGACAGCGAGAUGUGGAUCACCAAGGCUCUGCAGCUCUACCAAAUCCAGAGCAUCCAUCAUGGUGUUAUGAUGGUUGGAAAGUCCGGUGCCGGAAAGUCUGCUGCAUGGAAGAUACUUCUUCAGGCUCUGCAGCGUACCGAGGGCGUUGAAAGCGUUUCCCACAUCAUUGACUCCAAGGUCAUGUCUAAGGAAGCUCUCUACGGUAGCCUGGACGCCACCACCAGAGAAUGGACUGAUGGUUUGUUCACCGGCAUUCUGAGAAAGAUCGUGGACAACCUCAGAGGCGAAGAUUCCAAGCGGCACUGGAUCGUUUUUGACGGUGAUGUCGACCCAGAGUGGGUUGAAAACUUGAACAGUGUGCUUGAUGAUAACAAACUUUUGACACUUCCCAACGGUGAACGUCUGAAUCUGCCGCCCAAUGUUCGUAUCAUGUUCGAAGUCGAAACCCUAAAGUACGCUACUCUGGCCACGGUCAGUCGUUGUGGUAUGGUCUGGUUUAAUGACGAUACUGUCACGCCUUCUAUGAUGAUUUCGAACUACGUCGAGUCUCUCAGAACGCGGACUUUCGAAGACCUGGAUGACGACAGUGCUCCCUCUGGUCAAGCUGCCAUCAAGACUCAGGAUGCCCAGGAUAUGCUGGCCACCAUCCUGAAGCAUUUGUUGCAGACCGAAGACCUCGUCCUGCAGGCCCUCGAGGAGGCCAAGAAGUACAACCAUAUUAUGGAGUAUACUUUCAUUCGCGCCCUCAACACUUUGUUCAGUCUUCUGAACAAGGCCUGCCGCAAUGUUCUCGAGUAUAACAUCCAACAUGUCGACUUCCCCCUUGACUACGACCAGAUCGAGGCUUAUAUCUCUAAGAAGCUUCUUCUUGCGCUGGUUUGGUCAUUCACUGGUGACUGUCCCCUUGCGGAUCGCCAGUCUUUCGGACAGUUCGUAUCUGCAUUGACUACUACCGAUCUACCACCUGAUGGUGCAGCAUCUAUCAUUGACUUCGAUAUCACCCUGCCCAAGUGCGAAUGGGUGAGCUGGCAGUCCCAGGUUCCUACUAUCGAAAUCAACACACACUCUAUCACACAGACCGAUGUGGUCAUUCCUACUGUGGACACUGUUCGUCAUGAAGAUGUUCUGUACUCUUGGCUCGCCGAGCACAAGCCUUUACUGCUUUGCGGUCCUCCAGGUUCCGGUAAAACCAUGACUCUGUUCGCUGCUCUCCGUAAGCUUCCGAACAUGGAAGUAGUCGGCCUCAACUUCUCGAGUGCUACCACUCCUGACCUCCUGAUCAAGACAUUUGAACAGUACUGUGAAUACAAGAAGACGCUGAAUGGAGUCGUGAUGUCCCCUAACCAGAUUGGUCGCUGGUUGGUCAUCUUCUGUGACGAGAUCAACCUUCCAGCUCCUGACCGUUACGGAACCCAACGCGCAAUCUCCUUCUUGAGACAACUGGUCGAGCAGAACGGCUUCUGGAGAACAUCGGACAAGACCUGGGUUACCUUGGACCGCAUUCAGUUCGUGGGCGCCUGUAACCCUCCUACCGAUGCUGGACGUACAGCCAUGGCAGAGAGAUUCCUGCGCCAUGCUCCUUUGGUCAUGGUCGACUACCCAGGAGAGGUUUCGUUGAACCAGAUUUACGGAACGUUCAACUCGGCCAUUCUGAAGAUCCUUCCUUUGUUGCGCGGAUACUCUGAAUCCCUUACUAAGGCCAUGGUGCAAUUCUAUUUGGAGUCUCAAGCUAGGUUCACACCCAAGAUUCAGCCUCAUUAUGUGUACUCGCCUCGUGAACUUACGAGAUGGGUGCGUGGUGUGUAUGAAGCUAUCAAGCCCCUCGAGACUCUCUCUGUUGAAGGCCUGGUUCGCAUCUGGGCGCACGAAGCUCUGCGACUGUUCCAGGAUCGUCUGGUUACGGAAGACGAACGGAAUUGGACCGCAGACGCUGUUCGGCGCAUUGCCCUCGAUAAUUUCCCCACUAUUGAUGACCAGGAGGCUCUGAAGGGUCCAAUCUUGUUCUCUAACUGGCUGUCUAAGAACUACGUGCCUGUUGAACAGGAGAGACUGCGUGAUUUUGUCAAGGCUCGUCUGAAGACAUUCUGUGACGAAGAGGUCGACGUUCCUCUCGUGCUGUUCAAUGAUGUCCUGGAGCAUGCGUUGCGCAUCGACCGUGUCUUCCGCCAGCCUCAGGGUCACCUCAUUCUCAUUGGAGUUAGUGGUAGUGGUAAGACAACGCUGUCUCGUUUCGUUGCUUGGAUGAACGGUUUGAAGGUGUUCCAGAUCAAGGUGCAUGGUAAAUAUUCAUCGGAAGACUUCGAUGACGAUCUGAGAACCGUACUUCGUCGCGCCGGUUGCAAGGGCGAAAAGAUUUGUUUCAUCAUGGACGAAUCGAACGUCCUCGAUUCUGGUUUCCUGGAACGCAUGAACACUCUGCUUGCAAACGCGGAGGUGCCUGGUCUGUUCGAAGGAGACGAAUUCUCGUCUUUAAUGACCGCUUGCAAGGAGGGAGCCCAACGCCAAGGUCUCCUUCUCGACACGCAAGAGGAACUCUACAAGUGGUUCACUUCCCAGAUCGUCAAGAACCUGCAUGUCGUGUUCACGAUGAAUCCCCCCGAGGAAGGCCUUUCUUCGAAGGCUGCAACCAGUCCUGCCCUGUUCAACAGAUGUGUACUCAACUGGAUGGGCGAUUGGUCAGACCAGGCUCUCUUCCAAGUUGGCUCUGAACUCACGCAAUCCGUCGACUUGGAUAAGCCGAACUUUAUUGCUCCUGACAGUAUCCCCGUGGCCUACCGCGAGUUGAGCCUGCCAGCCUCUCAUAGAGACACAGUCAUCAACGCCAUGGUUUACAUCCAUUACUCGCUGCAAAGAUUCAACCAGCGUUUGCAGAAGCAACAAGGACGCACGACUUUCUUGACUCCGCGCCACUACCUCGAUUUUGUUGCUCAGUACGUGAAGCUCUUCAACGAGAAGCGCGAAGACCUCGAGGAACAGCAGAGACACUUGAACGUUGGUCUCGAAAAACUGAGAGAUACCGUCGAUAAGGUCAGCGAUCUUCGAGCCAGUCUUGCCCAGAAGAAGACGCAGCUGGAGAAGAAGGACACGGAAGCAAACGAGAAAUUACAGAAGAUGGUCGCAGACCAGCGAGAGGCGGAACAACGUAAAGCAGUUUCUCUCGAGGUUCAAGCUGCUUUGGAGAAACAGGAGGAGGAAGUGGCUUCCCGAAGGGAAGUUGUGCUCAGUGACCUUGCUAAAGCUGAGCCUGCCGUCAUUGAGGCUCAGAAGAGUGUCAGCAACAUUAAGCGCCAGCAUCUUACUGAAGUCCGUUCCAUGGGUAAUCCUCCUGCUAGCGUUCGACUGGCACUUGAAGCCGUCUGCACCCUGCUUGGCCACAAGGUCGACAGCUGGAAGACGAUCCAGGGUAUUAUAAGAAGAGAUGACUUUAUUGCUAGCAUCGUCAACUACGACAACGAAAGACAGAUGACUAGGAAUCACAGGAUCAAGAUGCGGAACGAAUUCCUUUCCAAGGAAGAUUUCACCUAUGAGAGAGUCAACAGGGCUAGUAAGGCUUGCGGUCCUUUGGUGCAAUGGGUCGAAGCUCAGGUGAACUACUCCGAGAUCUUGGACCGUGUUGGACCUCUGCGUGAAGAGGUUGAUCAGCUCGAGGAACAAGCCCUGCAGACCAAGGCCGAGGCCCAAACCAUUGAGAACACCAUCAAGGGUCUUGAAGACAGUAUCGCUACAUACAAGGCUGAAUAUGCUGCGCUUAUUAGCGAAACUCAAGCGAUCAAGACGGAGAUGUCCAGAGUGCAGUUCAAGGUUGAUCGAAGUGUGCGCUUGCUCGACAGUUUGUCAUCAGAGCGGACCCGUUGGGAGGAGGGAAGCAGGUCUUUUGAAACUCAAAUCAGCACUCUUGUUGGAGAUGUCCUCAUCGCGGCAGCCUUCCUUGCUUAUGCUGGUUUCUAUGAUCAACAGUUCCGUAAGGCCAUGAUUGAUGAAUGGGUCACUCACCUGACGCAAGCGGGCAUCAACUUCAAGCCACACAACCCGAUUACCGAGUACUUGUCCAAUGCCGAUGAACGUUUGGCUUGGCAGGACCACUCGCUGCCGGUUGAUGACCUUUGCACCGAGAACGCCAUCGUUCUGAAACGCUACAACCGGUACCCCUUGAUCAUCGAUCCUUCGGGCCGUGUCACCGAGUUCUUGGAGAAGGAGAGCACCGACAGGAAGCUUACUGUUACUAGCUUCUUGGAUGAUUCGUUUGUCAAGCAACUGGAGAGUGCUCUGCGUUUCGGAAACCCCAUCCUCAUCCAGGAUGCUGAGCAUCUUGAUCCUAUUCUCAACCAUGUUCUCAACAAGGAAUACCAGAAGACGGGUGGCCGUGUUCUCAUUCAACUUGGAAAGCAGGAGAUCGAUUUCUCGCCAUCCUUCAAGCUCUUCCUGUCGACGAGAGAUCCUUCUGCCACCUUCCCACCGGACGUAUGCAGUCGCACAACCUUUGUCAACUUCACUGUCACGCAGAGCAGUUUGCAGACCCAGUCUCUCAACGAGGUCCUAAAGUUCGAGCGUCCAGAUGUAGACGCGCGUCGUACCGACCUGGUCAAGUUGCAGGGCGAGUUCAAGAUCCACCUGCGUCAGCUCGAGAAGCGACUCUUGCAAGCACUGAACGAGUCGCGCGGUAACAUUCUUGACGAUGACAAUGUCAUCGAGACCCUCGAGACUCUGAAGAAGGAGGCAGCAGAAAUCUCCAAGAAGAUGGUGGAAACCGAGGGAGUCAUGACCGAAGUUGAAAAUAUCACGCUCAACUACAGCAUCAUUGCCCGUUCUUGCAGUGCUGUUUUCGCAGUCCUGGAGCAACUGCACCAUGUCAACCAUUUCUACCAGUUCUCCCUGCAGUUUUUUGUUGAUAUCUUCAACUCUGUUCUCUACCAGAACAAGCGCCUCGCGCAAGAAAAGGACCACGCUGCACGCGUGCAGAUCAUUCUUCGCGACCUCUUCGUGACAACUUACCAGCGUACUUCAUUGGGACUGAUCCAGAAGGACCGCAUCACAUUUGCUAUGCUUCUUGCCCAAGCAGCCCCCUACCCUAUGGACAAGAGGAUCAUCGAUAUGAUCCUUGAUGAGUCGAUGGAGAGCGUGGACCUGUCAACUUCACCUGAACUCAAGGAGCAGGUCUUGAACAAGAUUGCCAAUAUGUCGCUCUACAAGUCGAUCUUCCCUACGAUCACCACCGAGCAAUGGGAGCAGUUCUUUAGCGAUGAGCUCGCGGAGAACUCAAUCCCUGUUGUCUGGGAAGAGACCACAGAGAACAUUGACAGGCUGCUGCGCUCAUUGUUGCUUGUGAAGCUCUGCAGAAUGGACAGAUUCGUGCCAACUGCGGAGCGCUUCAUCGAGGCCGUCUUUGGCAGAGAACUCUUCGAGGGAAGCACCGACUUGAAGGAUAUUGUUAGCCAAGUCACAGCAACUACGCCAAUCGCCCUCAGCUCCAGCCCUGGUUUCGACGCCAGUUACAAGGUCGAUGCUCUUGUCGAGCGCAUGAACGCAACCUGCGCCAACAUCGCGAUGGGUUCAAACGAAGGUCUUGAGAGUGCUGAUAAGGCAAUCAGCAAUGCAGCUGCCGCAGGUAACUGGGUUCAAGUCAAGAACGUACACCUGGCGCCGUCAUGGCUGCAAAGUUUGGAGAAGAGGCUCGAGUCACUCAAGCCUCACAAGGACUUCAGACUCUUCCUUUCGAUGGAAUCGAGUCCCAAGAUCCCAGUCAACCUCCUUCGUGCUUCUCGCGUGCUCAUGUACGAGCAGCCUGCUGGUGUGCGCGCCAACAUGAAGGAUUCUCUCUCCUCGUUGUCUACCCGGGCCUCCAAGGCACCGGUUGAAAAGGCUCGUGUUUACCUCCUUCUGUGCUUCUUGCAUGCAGUGGUGCAGGAGCGACUCCGCUACGCCCCAAGCCUGGGCUGGAAGGGAUUCUGGGAGUUUAACGACAGUGAUUACGAAUGCUCCGCCCACAUCAUCGACUACUGGGUUGACACCAUCGCCCAAGGCCGAUCCAAUGUGGCUCCUCAGAAAUUGCCCUGGGACAUGAUCCGCACUCUCGUGACCGAGACCUACGGCGGCAAGGUCGAUGACUUCGCCGACUUUAAGCAGCUCGAGAGCCUGGUGACUAACCUUCUUACACCGGCCGCUUUCGAGGACGAGCACAAGAUCGUCUCAGGUGUCGAGAAUGACGACUGCCUUACCCUGCCUGGUGGAACAAGCAUCCGGGACUUUGUCGAAUGGGUCAACAAGCUACCGGAGCGUGAACCCCCGACGUACUUGGGUCUGCCGGCUAAUGCGGAGAAAUUGCUCCUGGUCGGACAUGGUAAUAAGAUGAUUUCGGAUUUGUCUAGGGUGACGACGUUGUUGGAUGAGGGAGAGCAGUUGAUGAUUGAGGCUUGAUUUGAGGGGUGAUAAUAGAAUUUUGGGGUUGUGUGACAUCGCUUGUUUAUCCUGUAUCUGAUAGAUUUUACAUUGCGUUCAAUUUUAGAUCGUUGGUCUACUCUAUUUCAUUUUACUUGUAUGUUUUCUGCUACCAUUUCUGGUGAUGCCAAUGCCAUACGAAAUGGAUAGAUGAGUGUCUUAAAGGUCAAUCUUC
This is a messenger RNA of Aspergillus piperis CBS 112811, 13522 nucleotides long. RefSeq names its product dynein heavy chain. Gene Ontology annotation, molecular function: minus-end-directed microtubule motor activity; dynein intermediate chain binding; dynein light intermediate chain binding. The transcript has 3 exons. Bases 292 to 13326 code for a protein of 4344 amino acids. Gene Ontology annotation, cellular component: dynein complex. The record is from RefSeq and is a predicted model, not a curated record. NCBI's taxonomy places the organism in Eukaryota, Fungi, Ascomycota, Eurotiomycetes, Eurotiales, Aspergillaceae. Gene Ontology annotation, biological process: microtubule-based movement.